Molecule: messenger RNA, 1582 nt
Organism: Diprion similis
Lineage: Eukaryota; Metazoa; Arthropoda; Insecta; Hymenoptera; Diprionidae
Product: tyramine receptor 1-like
Exons: 2
Coding region: 96-1373 (425 amino acids)
Biological process (GO): adenylate cyclase-activating adrenergic receptor signaling pathway
Cellular component (GO): membrane
Molecular function (GO): octopamine receptor activity
Source: RefSeq, a predicted model, not a curated record
UCUCGACGACGCGUCUCUUCGACGUCAACGCAUCCGGGCUGGCGCAGAACCGGUGGUGGUGCUCAGUGCUUGUCGGACGGCGCUGGGACGGGAGCAUGUCGCCGCGCCCUGUACCACCGUAUAAAAGAUACCAGAGAAAAAGAGAAAUGGCUCUGUCGUGUUGUGCAGGAGGCCGCGCAGAAGGGAUGAACACAAGCGGAGUCGGAGCGUCCGGGAGGCCCCUGGGGGAUGAAUUCGAGAGCAAUUGUCCGGAAGAAACGGAAUCCGGAGUCCCCCUACCGCCGUGGGAAGCGGCAGCGGCGUCGGUCACCCUAGGCUUCCUCGUCCUGGCAACGGUCCUUGGUAACGCUCUCGUUAUUCUGAGCGUCUUCACCUACCGACCGCUACGAAUCGUCCAAAAUUUCUUCAUCGUCUCUCUGGCCGUGGCCGACCUGGCGGUGGCCCUCCUCGUAAUGCCGUUCAACGUCGCCUACCUCCUCCUCGGCAAGUGGGUAUUCGGUAUCCACCUCUGCAAGCUCUGGCUGACCUGCGACGUUCUCUGCUGCACGGCGAGCAUACUGAACCUCUGCGCGAUCGCUCUAGAUCGUUACUGGGCAAUAACGGACCCGAUAAACUAUGCCCAGAAACGCACCCUGAAACGGGUCCUCGCGACGAUCGCCUUCGUCUGGAUAUUCUCCGGGGCGAUAAGCUCCCCCCCCUUGGCCGGGUGGAACGACUGGCCGGAGGAACUCGAGCCCGGCACUCCGUGUCAGCUGACCCGCAGACAGGGUUACGUCAUCUACUCGUCCCUCGGCUCGUUCUUCUUGCCUCUACUCCUGAUGAGCCUCGUCUACCUCGAGAUAUUCCUCGCGACGAGGAAGCGGCUCCGGGAGAGGGCGAGGCAGAGCAGACUCGGCGCCGUCGCCUCGACGAGGCAUCGUUGCACCGACGACGACCCCGAGGAAUCGGUCAGCUCCGAGACAAAUCAUAACGAGAGGUCGACGCCCCGUUCCCAGGCGAAGCCGUCCCUGAUCGAGGACGGGCCGACCACCAUGACGGUAACCCUCGGAGGGGCGACGUCGACGACGACGGCGAUCGCGGCCUCCACCACGGUCUACCAAUUCAUCGAGGAACGGCAGAGGAUCUCGUUGUCGAAGGAGCGCCGCGCCGCCAGGACUCUCGGUGUUAUUAUGGGUGUUUUCGUCGUAUGCUGGCUACCCUUCUUCCUAAUGUACGUUAUCGUCCCGUUCUGCCCAGGCUGCUGCCCCACCGAGAGAAUGGUCUACUUCAUUACGUGGCUCGGUUAUGUUAACAGCGCUCUAAACCCCCUCAUAUACACGAUAUUCAAUCUCGACUACCGGAGGGCGUUCAGGCGACUCCUUCAUAUCCGUUGAAGCUCAAACCACUCGUUUCGAAUCCAUUCUGCCGACUAAAAGACCCGAUAAAUUUAACCGAAUAUUAUAGGAAGCGUCAUCCAUGCCGCUGCGAAACGGUGAGUCCGAGAUAUUGAUUACGGACUGGUUAUUUCCCCUAAAGUGAUUCGCCGCUUCGUCGAUAUCAUUCACGUUUUCUGUAUACGUGACAUAUACUUUUCUCCGCUUAU